Messenger RNA from Zonotrichia leucophrys gambelii, 1061 nucleotides. It is a transcript of the gene CCDC25, whose product is annotated as coiled-coil domain containing 25. Bases 182 to 805 code for a protein of 207 amino acids. Lineage: Eukaryota; Metazoa; Chordata; Aves; Passeriformes; Passerellidae. The record is from RefSeq and is a predicted model, not a curated record. The transcript has 9 exons.
UCAUUACGCACGGCCCCUUCCCUGCCGGGCCUUCCCUACGGAGGUGGCUGCGGAGCCCCGGGACGGGCCCGGGAAAACCCGGGAUAAAAACGGGAUAAAAGCGGGAAAAACGGGAUAAACCCGGGAUAACCGGGAGCGCCGGGAGCAGCGGGAUCAGCGCAGCGCCCGCGCCGCCGCAGCCAUGGUGUUCUACUUCACCUCCAACGCCGCUGCCGCCGUCUACACCAUCUACAUGGGCAAGGACAAGUACGAGAACGAGGACCUGAUCAAGUACGGGUGGCCCGAGGACGUGUGGUUCCACGUGGACAAACUCUCCUCAGCCCACGUCUACCUGCGGCUGCACCAGGGCCAGACCAUGGACGACAUCCCCAAGGAGGUGCUGAGCGACUGCGCCCACCUGGUGAAGGCCAACAGCAUCCAAGGCUGCAAGCUGAGCUCGGUGACCGUGGUUUACACGCCCUGGAGCAACCUGCGCAAAACGCCCGACAUGGACGUGGGGCAGAUCGGCUUCCACCGCAGCAAGGACGUGCGCUCGGUGACGGUGGAGCGGCGCGGGGCGGAGCAGCUGCGCCGGCUGGAGCGCACGCGCGUGGAGCGAUUCCCGGACCUGGCGGCCGAGCGGGAGUGCCGGGACCGGGAGGAGCGGGGGCGGCGCCGGAUGGAGCUGCAGGAGCAGCGGCGGGAGCAGAGGGAGGAGCUCCGCAGGAAAAAGGAGAUGGAGGAGCUCCGGAGCUACUCGUCGCUGAUGAAGGCCGAGAACAUGUCCUCCAACCAGGACGGGAACGACUCCGACGAUUUCAUGUGAGGAUCCCUCCGGCCCCGGGAGGAUCCUUCCGGAAUUCCCAGGAAAAUGGAAAUUCCCAGGAAAAUGAAAAUUCCCAGGAAAAUGAAAAUUCCCAGGAAAUUGAAAUUCCCAGGAAAAUGAAAAUUCCCUGGAAAAGGAAAUUCCCAGGAAAAGGAACUCGGGCUCCGGCCCCUCGGGAACCUCGGGAGCGCUCCCGGACUUUGGGCGAAUUCCCGGGAAUGUCGGAGCCAACAAAGGAACAAAGGCUGGGAUCGGC